Ustilago hordei is the source of this 2388-nucleotide messenger RNA. RefSeq lists its product as uncharacterized. The record is from RefSeq and is a predicted model, not a curated record. Bases 1 to 2388 code for a protein of 795 amino acids. The transcript has 3 exons. Lineage: Eukaryota; Fungi; Basidiomycota; Ustilaginomycetes; Ustilaginales; Ustilaginaceae.
AUGACAACCCGCGCCGUGACCAGACGUGCAUGUUGUGGAACCAGGGCCGAUGUUCUGGCACAGACCAGCGACCCUGUGUCCGAAAGCACGUGUGCAUCACCUGUGGCAGCCUGCACCCAUCGAAGACAUGCACACGCACCGCGCAACCCACAGGCCCAUCACCAAAGGCAAACCAAACCACCUAAUUUCUCCGCCCCUUCCUUCAGCAUCCACCAGCUGUCCCUGGUUGUCCAUCCCGUCCUGCGAGGCUACAGCGGCACAACCCAGCCCCAGCAUCUCCCAGUGACUGGUCCAUCUCUUCCCAUGCCCCGCCAACUCACAGCUCGCACUUCCCGCUGCCCGGUCACGCCCAGCAGCUCCUCCUUCACUCAUCCCCUUCACAUGCCAUCCUGCGAUCAGGCCUCGGCUCAGCUUCUGCCACUCCAAAACCUUCGCCCGCCACCCUGGCCUAACACCAGGGUGGCCCAACCACUUUACAACCCUGCUGGUCUUCCCACCCACCAUGGUACCAUGCAAGCAUCUCUUGCGCACUGGCGCCAAGCUCUCCAGAACUAUCCUGACCACCUGUUUGUCACCCAGCUCCUGGGUGCCAUUAGGCAUGGGGUCAACCUGGGCUACUCCAGCCCCCUUCGUAAUACUCCUCGCUUCUGCACCAUCUGGAACCUCCCCAUGGACUCCCAGAGCAAGUUGCACCUCCAGCACAAACUCGAGACACACCUGCAGGAGGGUCGCCUGGUUGCUGUCGACCCCACCCAGUCCCAUCUGAGCGAUCUGGCUGACGCCUUCCGGCAUGUUGUCACAACACUUGAUGAUGCCUGGUUGCUUGGCUUCACCUUUAACGGACAACACUACAUGGAAAUGGGCCUUACCUUUGGCGGCCGCAGCUCCCGUUGGCUAUUCAAUCUUUUUGCCGAGGCCUUACACUGGGUCUUGCAAUCGACCACCCACCACCCCGUUGAGCAUUACUUGGAUGAUUUCUUUGGAGCCGUCCCGGUGGCCUCCAACCCUUGUCAACCCCUUCACUCUCUCACCAUAGCGUGCUCCGCACUCGGCCUCUGCCUCGUGCCACAGAAGACUUUUUGGGACACUACCAAGCUCGAAGUCCUUGGAAUCGAGGUUGACACUGUCUGGCAAUGCAUUGGCAUCACCCCCAAACGGCGUCAGCGCAUCUUAGAUGCCAUCACCAUGCUCCUGGCCCAGCGCUCUGCCCACUUAAUUGACUGGCAGCACAUAGCAGGUCUCCUGCAGUUUGUCUCCCAAGUGGUACUGCACGGCCGAGCCUACUUGCGGCGACUGUAUGACACUUCCAAAACUGCUCAUCACCACCCCUUUUCCCUUUUCCGAAUCUCUCAACCCGCCGCAGCUGAGCUCCGAUGGUGGAAGACCACCCUCCGAGCCUGGCCAGGUUAUUCCCUUCUCCAACCCUCCCCACUUGUUGUCAAGCACAUCUGGACCGACGCAUCCAAGUGCAGCUAUGGUGCCCACCAGGACCUCAUGCAGUCCCCCUCAGCCGCCCUCUCUUGGGAGGUGCCCUGUCGCCACUGCAUGAAGGACAUUCGAUUUCUGGAGGCUUUGGCAGUCCUGGAGGCGCUUCGUGCCUUCUCCACCCAUUGGACCGGCCCCCGUCUUGUGGUCCUCCACAUUGACAACACCAAUGUCGAAUUUGGCCUCCACACAGGUCGCUCUCGUGACCCUCUCAUGCAGACCAUCCUUUGUGCGAUCUUUGGCCUGUGUUUCCAGUGCCACAAUACCCUGCAUCCGUCUUUCAUCUGGAGUCAUUUCGGCCCUGGGGUGCCACCCUUCCCAGCCACCGACUUGUUUCUCACAGAGUGGGUCUGCGAUAUGGCACAAACUCACUCCUUCCACAGCCUCAAGCACGAGCUCGAUGCCCUCUGUUCCUGGCAUGUCGACCUUGGGUUCCCUCUUGAGGCCUUCUCCCAUGGCUGCUUGGAGCAUGUGGUCCAUGGCAUCAAGCAUACCCAUGGCCUUUGCCCCACAGCUUCCAAGCACCCUAUUACCCUCCCCCUCCUCUGGGCCCUCCUCCAGCAGCUCCCGCCCUCUGCCUCUCUUGGAGCUUGGGACUGGCAGGUCGUUGCUGUGGCCUUCUGCAUCUCCUUCGCCUGCUUCUUGCACUGCGGUGAGGUCACCUGGGACCUCACAUCGCCAACACAGCUGCUGGUCCACUCCAUCACCUGGCAUGAGGACUAUGCCAUUGUCCUCCUCCUGGCCUCGAAGACCAACCCCUUCUGGCUUGGUAUGCCCCUUGUCGUCCCCAAGAUUGGAGGAUUGGAGUGCCCAUAUGUCAUGCUCCACCUCCUCUGCCCCCUGGUCUGCCACCCCCUUGCACCCCUCUUUGGGUUGCAAGACAGCUACAAGCCCCUUACAUGA